Messenger RNA from Necator americanus (New World hookworm), 5874 nucleotides. RefSeq lists its product as uncharacterized. Bases 1 to 5874 code for a protein of 1957 amino acids. Lineage: Eukaryota; Metazoa; Nematoda; Chromadorea; Rhabditida; Ancylostomatidae. The transcript is spliced from 2 exons. Gene Ontology annotation, biological process: DNA integration. Gene Ontology annotation, molecular function: nucleic acid binding. The record is from RefSeq and is a predicted model, not a curated record.
AUGGCUACGUUCGGGACGCACGAGCAAUCGAUUGUCAAUGCCAUCGACAGACUGGAAACAGCAAGGACUCAGGUGGGUUUACACUUACUUGAUCCUUUCGUCCCUGACGGUUCGGUUAGUGAGCAGCUCCAUCAGCUCCACGAACGUCAGGAGGUUAUUUGCUCGCAUAUUUCUCGUCUUGAUGUAGCUCUUUCUCUUCUUCGUGAACGUUGUAAUGUAAUGUUAUAUCAUGUCUCUCUACCUUCCUCGACAGAGGAAGAACGGAGGGCAUACGAGUUACUCUUGGAGAAGUAUCAGCCUACGAAAGUUCAAGAGGAGGCUGAGACUCUCAUUCAUACGUUACGGUUGGCUCGAGAGGCGUGCGAAAAUACCAUCCAAUCCAUCCGUCUCCAACAGCUUGCUACCGUCAUUGCCGAUGACAACGAGGCGACAACACCUGUCUCGUUGAUGGAAUCUUCACGUCGUUCUUCGGAGCAUCAAGAAGUCGCAAAUAACGGAGUGCAACGAAGAACUGACGUCACAUCACAGAUUGAGGAUCGACCUGUCAAUCCGACAGAACAGCUUAGUCGACUCCACAUUGGCGAUUCCACACACCAAUCUGCUAGGGAUAGUCAACCAUCGCAAGAUACGGGAAUAGUUCCUCCAACGUUUCGGUUGCCCAUUCAGUUGGAGAAACUUUCAUUGCCUACUUUCGAUGGGGAAGCUACGAAGUUUCAGCAGUUUUGGUGCGCCUUCGAAAUGGCUGUUCAUAAGGACGAGACGAUCGACCCUAAUAUGAAGUAUCUCUACCUACAGAGUCUCCUAAAGGGAGAAGCGGAGAUAGUACUUCAGGAUAUGGAGCCAGGAAAGAACAACUACAAUCAGCUUGUCCAAGCGCUGAAGAAACGCUACGAUUGCCCAAGAAGAACUAGAGCCUUGUUGCAUCAACAACUUCAACAGCUCCCGCAGGCAUCCGAAGCCGCAACGGACAUGCGUAAUACCUGGUUCAGAUUAUCCGGAAUACUACAUUCACUUCGGAGAUUUGAGGAUCUCAACAAAGUCCUUUCUAUCAUCGAUCUUGUACGGAGUAAGUUUCCCUCGUUCAUCCAGGAGAAGCUUACCGAUACGGAGUACCAACGAGGAAAGGAUCUUGAUCUCCAGCAGGUGAUGGCUUGUCUAGACGACAUCAUCACUGCGAGAGAGAGGUUCGAAAUCACGUGCCCAAGAACGGAGAUAUGUACUGUAGGCAGAGAUCGUAAUCACAACUUGCAGGAAGAGCAAGAUCACAACUCACAUCACAGCACGCAACGGAGACGUUCAGGAACACGCUCACGCUCACAUUCAGGACCAUCACGUGUGACUUACGACCCUACUAGGUGUUCUUUCUGCGAUUCCACGUUUCACAGAACUUCGCGAUGUACAGAGCACAUACCAGCUUCCGUACGGAGGAAGAUAGUAUCCGUGUAUGGACUGUGUUUUGUGUGCUUACGUCAAGGACAUAGACGAGGUUCUUGUGACUAUUCGUCUUGUAGAACUUGUGGAGGAAGACACCACCCUCUUCUUUGUAUUCUUUCUCGAAGUGGAGGACGUACUUACGCAAGUAACUAUAGGUCGCUUAGUCGGGAAUUGCAGGAUUAUAGAGCAAGGUAUCGCUCCCGUAGAGACUCAUAUCCAUCUAGGAGUCCAGCACGGCAUGGUUCAAGAUCCCGAGACUAUUCUCGAGGUCGUACCUAUCACCGGCGCGAAAGCAGCUAUAGGAGUAGGUCGGAUACAAGAUCGCGAUCACCAUCAGAUCACGUAUCCUUCAGAUUACCUGUUAGAGGACACGAACACGACUCUUCGCCAAGAGAUCGUCGUCGAAGACCAUACCGUUCUCUAUCACCUUCGGCUCAUCAUCUAGGAGUCACAUCGGAUAGUGAGUACGAAGAUUACGUUCAAAGUUACGUGCGCUCACAAUUAGUUAGUAGACCACAUUCACAUUCACAUCCCACAUUGAUGAUGGUCAAGGCUAAGGUUUUGGACGCUCAGGAUGGGUUACAGACUGUUGUUAUCCUAUUGGAUUCUGGAUCUCAAUGUAGUUUCAUCACCAUCGCAGCUACAGAUAGACUUGGUCUUCAGGUUAAGAACAGGAAACCGCUCACGUUAGUCACAUUCGGCGGUUCGAGGACAACGGAGGUUUUAGGAACGGUGGAAGUCACCUUCGUCGAUUUGCUCGACAAACGACUAACAAUCCUUCUUCGUACGAAGGAUCGACUUACAUCUAGUCAUCGUUCUCCUCAGUUGUCACCAGAGGACAUUAAGUUUAUUAACGAUCUAGGAUUCGAUAAGCCGGUCUGUUGUACAUCUACAUUCGUCGAACCAGACGUCUUGAUCGGAAUCGACUACCUCUGGGAGAUAGUCACUCAGGAAGCAUCUGUCUGCCUUCCCUCAGGGUUAGUCCUCACACAUACCAGAUUUGGUACCGUUGUCUCAGGUAUUGCUGACUCGCCAUACGAUGACGACAACGCCGAACUCGACGCUCACAUCCUCAAGCAGUUUGAGGACACAUCACAGGUAAGUGACGGAUACCUCUAUGUUAGGUUCCCUUGGAAAGAAGAUCAUCCACGAUUGGCCGACAACAAGCAGUUAGCGUAUUGUCGAUUGGUCAAUCAAUACCAGAGGUUACACGAGCAAGGAAACGCUUGGGAAGAUUACUGUAUGGCUAUCGAUCAACAUUUGCAGUAUGGGUUCAUCGAAGAGGUAAGUGAAUACAAAUUUGACAGUCAUUUAGUGUAUUACAUCCCACACCAAGCUGUCUACAAGGAGUCUUCUUCUACCACAAGGCUCCGAGUAGUUUUCGAUGCCUCAUCACAUAUGAGAGGUGUUCCCAGCUUGAAUGAUUGUCUUUACGAAGGCCCUUCCUUGUUACCAGAUAUUGCAGGUGUUCAUUUAAGAGCUAGGCUUCAUAGGUAUCUUCUUACGGCGGACGUUGAGAAAGCUUUUCAUCAAGUCCGUUUACAAACAUCGCAGCGUGAUGCCACACGUUUCCUCUGGCUAAAGGAUACGACUCUACCACCAUCCAAGGAUAAUUUGCGUCAUUACCGUUUCACAAGAAUCCCGUUCGGCGUCAAAUCAUCUCCAUUCAUGUUGGCAGCAGCAAUCCGGUUCUACCUCAAGCACAUCGAUUCUCCUCUUCGGAGCGAGAUCGAGAGAAACACAUAUGUGGACAAUGUCAUUCUAGGUGCUUCUUCUAAUCAAGAAGCUGUACGUAAAUAUAGGAUGGCAAAGUCUACAUUCGCUCACAUGCACAUGAAUCUUAGAGAAUUCUUGUGCUCUUCACACGUAGUUAAUGAUCACAUUCACACACGAGAUCGCAUCAAGGAUCCUAAACGUGCCAAGCUGCUAGGAAUUCCGUGGAACCAUUUUAGAGACACACUUCACAUUCCUAUUAAGACCAUAUGUGGCCGUGUAUACUCUAAGCGUACAGCACUUCGAGCGUACGCAUCCACAUAUGAUCCUUUAGGUCUUCUUACACCAUUUCUAGCAUCUGCCAAGCUCUUCAUCCAAGAUUUAUGGCUGAAGAAGCUUAAAUGGGAUGACGAAUUGGAGCAAGAGGACUUACAUAGAUGGUCACGUAUUCUUUCAGACUUGGAACAUCCGUUACCUCACAUUCCUCGAUGCGUUACUCCUAAUCACAGGACAACGUACGAAUUGUGCAUCUUCGGAGACGCUUCUAAACGUCUUUAUGCCAGUUGUGCUUAUCUAGUGUGUCGAUCAUCCAACGUAUUUACAUCGAACUUAGUUAUGGCGAAAUCACAUCUCAAUGAGACUAAGCCUCUAACUAUUCCUAGGAUGGAACUGCUAGCAAUUCGGAAUUGUGUCUUUCUCGCGCAGUAUCUCCAUAAAGAAUUGGAUCUCACACUCACAUACAUCCACUUCUUUACGGAUUCACAGAUCACACUCCAUUGGAUUCAUUCGUCCAGACCGCUAAGGCAAUUCGUUCACAAUAGGGUAAGUUCUAUUCAUAAGAUCUUAUCCUACUUUCAGGACAAAGGAGUGCCUACCAAGUUUCAUUUCGUCGCAUCCGAAGACAAUCCAGCAGACUGCGCUACGCGAGGACUAGCUACGAAAGAUGCGAAGAAUCAUAUUUGGUGGACAGGACCAUCUUUUCUACGACGAUGUCCGGAACAAUGGCCUCACAGCGAUAUGGAUUUCACAAUCCCUCCAGUUACAACGAAGGAGCAGGAUCAAGAAUUCAUGGAGGUAAGUUUAAUUCGAGAAAGUUCACAUUCUUCGGUUUUACCGUUUCGUAUUGUUAGUAGCUAUGUUAGACUUGUUCGCAUAACUAUUUACGUUCUUAAGUUUUUACGUUGCAAGUUAUUUGAUCGUGUUAAUGUUCAAUCUCAAUCUUGUCUCUUGCGUAAUAUCCCGUCCCUUCGGGACAUACUUUCGCACAAAUCACUCACAGCCCCAGAAUUCAUAGCCGCAGAGACAUUAUUGAUUCGUGAACAUUAUCGCGAAAGUGAUCACAUAUUGGAAAAGUACAAACUGGACCGUUUCAAUGCGCAUAUGGACGAGAAAGGUCUCAUAAGAUGUCCAUCUCGUAUGGAAAAUGUCCAGGUCACAGCACCAAUUUUAUUGGUGCCCUCACAUCGUUUCACAUAUCUUGUAAUCAUGCAUGCUCACAUUUCACAGUAUCACGUAGGUGUAUACGGACUCAUAUCACACUUAAUCACACGCUAUUUCAUACCUUCUAUCCGUCGUACCGUUAGGAAAGUUUUGCGCACAUGUGUUACGUGUAGAAAGGUCACUGGAUACGCAUAUCGAUAUCCAGAUAUGCCAAGCCUACCGGAGGAACGGGUCAAGAGAUCUCGACCAUUCCAAAACGUAGGACUUGAUUAUCUAGGACCUAUCUACUAUAGGGAUACUAACGGUAUACGAUCGAAAGUAUGGAUAUGCCUUAUCACAUGCAUGGCUACAAGAGCUGUACACUUGGAAGUUGUCAACUCGAACACUACUCAAGAUUUCCUUUUAGCUUUUCGCAGGUUUAUAGCUAGACGAGGAACUCCACAUCUCGUCUAUAGUGACAAUGCUACUACGUUCCAUUCGGCAAAGGAUACCUUGGAUAAGGUUCUCUUCACACCGACAUUAUGGAACAAGAUCGACAGUUUCCUUACUAACCAUAGGAUUGCAUGGAGAUUUAUUACACCUCUAUCACCUUGGAAAGGAGGAUUCUACGAAAGGCUUGUCGCACUCUUUAAAUCUGCAUUCGUAAAAGCUAUAGGACGUCAACUGCUCAAGUUGGAUCAACUUCACACAGUGGUAGUAGAAAUUGAAGCGAUCAUUAACUCUCGCCCUAUCACACCUUAUAGAGAAAAUGACGUUUCAAUUCGCGUACUGAAGCCUAACGACUUCAUUUCCCCAGAAGUUAGUCUUCAGCUACCACCAAGAUUACUGGUGGACGACAUUGCUGUUAGUGGACAUAGGUUAGCUGACUGGUAUAAGCAGACAGUCACUGUUCUAGACUCGUUCUGGGACAUUUGGCAUACUGACUAUCUGUCAGCACUUGUCCAAAGACAUCAACGCCGUCUACGGCAACCCAGAAACACAUCAAUACGUCCAAAAGUUAACGAUGUGGUCAUCAUUGCGGACGACAAGUUACCUCGAGGACAAUGGCAAUUGGGAAUCAUCGUCAAGCUCAUACAUGGUUAUCGCAAUGGAGUACGGGCAGUGCAAGUUCGUACAUGCAAAGGUAAGUUGCUUCACAGGUCGCUAAAGCAUCUUUACCCUUUGGAGAUAACCGCUCAAGGCGAUUAUGUCCCAAGAGCUAAACGUCAUAAGGUACGAGGAACAACUUCACCGACGAGGAUUCAACCACCAAGAAGAGCGAAAAACAUUCGGUCGUAUUCUGUGUAA